This is a messenger RNA of Thalassophryne amazonica, 2111 nucleotides long. RefSeq names its product T-box brain transcription factor 1b (gene tbr1b). The record is from RefSeq and is a predicted model, not a curated record. The transcript is spliced from 6 exons. Gene Ontology annotation, biological process: commitment of neuronal cell to specific neuron type in forebrain; cell fate specification; positive regulation of DNA-templated transcription. Gene Ontology annotation, cellular component: nucleus. Bases 18 to 2051 code for a protein of 677 amino acids. Gene Ontology annotation, molecular function: DNA-binding transcription factor activity, RNA polymerase II-specific; RNA polymerase II cis-regulatory region sequence-specific DNA binding. Lineage: Eukaryota; Metazoa; Chordata; Actinopteri; Batrachoidiformes; Batrachoididae.
CUGAUCUGCUCGUGGCCAUGCAGGUGGAGAACUGCGUCUCGCCAGCGAGCGAUCCCUCCAAGAAAUUUAUGAAGGUGGGCAGUGGCUUCGCAGGCUCCGAUGGAUCUGAGCUCUCGCUGCAGGAGCAUCCUCUUAUAUCUGCGAGUGACAACCUGGAGAGAAGUUCACCUCUGAAAAAAAACUCCAGGGAGAUGACGAAUCAGUCAGAGGCAGACAAUUUCCCCGACUCCAAGGACGCGUCAGGGGACGUCCAGAGGGACAAACUCUCUCCUGAUCUGCACGGAGUCGCUGUCAUCCGUCAUAAUUUCGAUGGAUCUGCAGGAGAAAGGUGCAUCUUCUCUCCGUCCAGCCAGCCGCAGUCCGUCUCAGCAGCUUCUGGUGCCAUGUUCCCCUACCCGAGCCAGCAUGGACCUGCGCACCCGGCUUUCUCCAUCGGGAGUCCGAGCCGUUACAUGGCCCACCACCCGGUUAUUACGAACGGAGCUUACAACAGCCUCCUGAGUAACUCCCCUGCUCAGGGCUACACGGCGGCGGGUUAUCCUUACGCGCAGCAGUACGCGCACGCUUACCAAGGAGGCGCUUUUUACCAGUUCUCCCCGGCGCAGGCGGGACUGGUUCCGGGGAAAGCGCAGGUGUAUCUGUGCAACAGGGCCCUGUGGCUCAAGUUCCACAGACAUCAAACUGAGAUGAUCAUCACAAAGCAAGGACGAAGAAUGUUUCCAUUUUUAAGCUUCAAUAUUUCUGGCCUUGAUCCCACGGCUCACUACAAUAUAUUUGUGGAUGUAAUUCUUGCUGAUCCAAAUCACUGGAGGUUCCAAGGAGGCAAGUGGGUGCCGUGUGGAAAAGCAGACACGAAUGUAAUAGGGAAUCGGGUUUACAUGCAUCCGGAUUCGCCAAACACCGGUGCGCACUGGAUGCGUCAAGAAAUAUCAUUUGGGAAACUUAAGCUCACAAACAAUAAAGGCGCCUCCAACAACACGGGGCAGAUGGUGGUUCUUCAGUCUCUGCACAAAUACCAGCCCAGACUGCACGUGGUGGAAGUAAACGAGGACGGAACAGAAGACACGAGCCAACCAGGACGCGUUCAGACUUUCACCUUCACAGAGACGCAGUUCAUCGCCGUCACAGCCUACCAGAACACCGACAUUACGCAGUUGAAAAUUGACCACAAUCCCUUUGCCAAAGGAUUUCGCGACAACUACGACACAGUCUACACAGGCUGCGACAUCGACCGCCUCACUCCGUCUCCGGGUGACUCUCCGCGUUCACAGAUCGUGCCGGGUGCGAGAUACGCCAUGCCGAGCUCUUUCCUGCAGGACCAAUUUGUCAGCACUUAUGCCAAAUCUCGCUUUCACUCUGGCGUGGGGACUGGCCCUGGCACGGAGCGCAGCGUCCCACUCGGCAACAGCUUGCUGUCCCCGCACCAAACCGAGGAGCCCACUGUUGCCUCCCCCCCGCAGCGAUGGUUUGUCACCCCUGCCAACAAUCGACUGGACUUCGCGGCCUCAGCAUACGAUGCGGCUGAUUUCGCCGGUAACGCGGCCACCUUGCUGUCCUACGCAGCGGCUGGAGUGAAGGCUCUUCCCAUGUCGGCGGCGGGCUGCUCCAACCGGCCUCUUAGCUAUUACGCAGACCCGUCCGGCUGGGGAGGACGCACGCCGCCGCAGUACUGCGGCGUCAACAACAAAUCCAGCUCGGUGUUCCCCUGCUGGCCCGCCAACUCCAUCGGCGGCAGAACGAGCGCCAACUACCUGAGCGAGGAGGUGGACUCCAUCCCCACGGAGAGGUCACCGAUCGGCGGCUCCGAGGAAACCAAACCCAAAGACGUGUCAGAAUCGAGCUGGAUAGAGACCACGCCCUCCUCCAUUAAGUCCAUGGACUCCAGCGAUUCUGGGAUCUUUGAACAAGCCAAGAGGAGACGGAUGUCACCGUCGGCCACGCCCGUGUCACAGACCGUGUCCCCGCUCAAGUCUGAGAUGUUAGCUCCGAGAGAAUGCGAGAAAAACUGCACGAAGGACAUUGGUUAUUACACUUUUUAUCCUCACAGUUAAAUCAUCUAUCUAUCUAUCUAUCUAUCUAUCUAUCUAUCUAUCUAUCUAUCUAUCUAUCUA